This is a messenger RNA of Pipistrellus nathusii (Nathusius's pipistrelle), 3660 nucleotides long. The record is from the annotation of a GenBank genome assembly. Lineage: Eukaryota; Metazoa; Chordata; Mammalia; Chiroptera; Vespertilionidae.
AUGGGGAAGAAGCAGAAAAACAAGAGCGAAGACAGUGCCAAGGAUGACAUUGAUCUUGAUGCCUUGGCUGCAGAAAUAGAAGGAGCUGGUGCUGCCAAGGAACAGGAGCCACAAAAGUCCAAGGGGAAGAAGAAGAAAGAGAAAAAAAGGCAAGACUUUGAUGAAGAUGAUAUCCUGAAAGAACUGGAAGAAUUGUCUUGGGAGGCUCAAGGCAUCAAAGCCGACAGAGAAACCGCUGCAACGAAGCCAACAGAAAAUAAUGAAGAAGAAUCCAUCUCAAAACAAGAUAAAAAAAAGAAAGGACAGAAAGGCAAAAAAAGUUUUGAUGAUAAUGAUAGUGACGAAUUGGAAGAUAAGGAUUCAAAAUCAAAAAAGACUCCAAAAUCCAAAGUGGAAAUGUACUCUGGGAGUGAUAAUGAUGAUGAUGAUGAUUUAAAAAAACUUUCUAAAAAAACUAAAGGGAAAGCUCAAAAAUCAAAUAAGAAGUGGGAUGGGUCGGAAGAGGAUGAGGAUAACAGUAAGAAAAUUAAAGAGCGUCCCAGAGUAAAUUCUUCCGGGGAAAGUGGUGAUGAUUCAGAUGAAUUUUUGCAGUCUAGAAAAGGACAGAAAAAAAAUCAGAAAAAUAAGCCAGGUCCUACUGUAGAGAGUGGGAAUGAAGAUGAAGACUCCUUCAAAAUCAAGACAGUGGCCCAAAAGAAGGCAGAAAAGAAAGAGCGAGAGAGGAAAAAGCGGGAUGAAGAAAAGGCAAAACUACGGAAGCUGAAAGAAAAGGAAGAGUUAGAAACUGGAAAAAAGGAUCAGAGUAAACAGAAAGAGCCUCAGAAGAAAUCUGAAGAGGAAGAUGGAAAAUCCAAGGUGACUCCUGAUACGGGAACAGCCCCUGCCUUUGACGAGAAGGGAGAGAUGCCCGCAGCCACCGAAGAUGACAAUGAAGGAGACAAAAAGAAGAAAGAUAAGAAGAAAAAGAAAGUAGAAAAGGAAGACAAAGAGAAGGAGAAGAAAAAAGGGCCGAGCAAAGCCACAGUUAAAGCUAUGCAAGAGGCUCUGGCUAAGCUUAAAGAAGAAGAAGAGAGACAGAAGCGAGAAGAGGAGGAACGCAUAAAACGGCUUGAAGAGUUGGAAGCCAAGCGUAAAGAAGAGGAAAGAUUGGAACAAGAGAAAAGAGAAAGAAAAAAGCAAAAAGAAAAAGAAAGAAAAGAACGCUUGAAAAAAGAAGGGAAACUUUUAACUAAAGCUCAGAGAGAAGCCAGAGCCAGAGCUGAAGCUACCCUUAAACUUCUACAAGCUCAGGGUGUUGAAGUGCCAUCAAAAGACUCUUUGCCAAAGAAAAGGCCAAUUUAUGAAGAUAAGAAGAAGAAAAAAACGCCACAGCAGCUAGAAAAUAAAGAAGUAUCUGAGCCAGUAGAAUUCAGUGCUGCUGUAGAAGUUGUGGAACAAGGCGCACCAGAAAAAGAAGAGUCACCACCUCCUGUUGAGCCAGAAGAGGAAGAAGAAACUGAAGAAGCUGGAUUGGAUGACUGGGAAGCUAUGGUCAGUGAUGAGGAAAGAGAAAAAGAAGGCAAUACAGUGCAUAUAGAAGUAAAAGAAAACCCCGAGGCAGAUGAGGAGGAGGAGGAAGAGGAAGAAGAAGAAGAAGAAGAGAGUGAAGAGGAAGAAGAAGAAGAAAGUGAAAGCAGUGAAGGUGAAGAAGAGGAAGAAAAGGUGUUAGAUGAGAAAGAUUUGAGGAAAACAUUAGUUAAAAAGCCAAGUAAAGAAUUGAGCUCAGAUUCUGAAUAUGACUCUGACGAUGAUCGAACUAAAGAAGAAAGAGCUUAUGACAAAGCAAAACGGAGGAUUGAGAAACGGCGACUUGAACAUAGUAAAAAUGUAAACACAGAAAAACUGAGAGCCCCUGUUAUUUGUGUACUUGGACAUGUGGACACAGGGAAGACAAAAAUUCUAGAUAAGCUCCGUCACACGCAUGUACAGGAUGGUGAAGCAGGUGGUAUCACACAGCAAAUCGGUGCUACCAAUGUUCCCCUCGAAGCUAUUAAUGAACAGACUAAGAUGAUUAAAAAUUUUGACCGAGAGAACCUACGGAUUCCAGGAAUGCUGAUAAUUGAUACCCCUGGGCAUGAGUCCUUCAGUAAUCUGAGAAACAGAGGCAGCUCUCUUUGUGAUAUUGCCAUUUUAGUUGUUGAUAUCAUGCAUGGUUUGGAGCCCCAGACAAUUGAAUCUAUUAACCUUCUGAAAUCUAAAAAAUGUCCCUUCAUUGUCGCACUCAAUAAGAUUGAUAGGCUGUAUGAUUGGAAAAAAAGCCCUGAGUCCGAUGUGGCGGCCACUUUAAAGAAGCAGAAAAAGAACACAAAAGAUGAAUUUGAGGAGCGAGCAAAGGCUAUUAUAGUGGAAUUUGCACAGCAGGGUUUGAAUGCGGCUUUGUUUUAUGAGAAUAAAGAUCCCCGCACUUUUGUGUCCUUGGUACCUACCUCUGCUCAUACUGGUGAUGGAAUGGGAAGUCUCAUCUGCCUUCUCGUCGAGUUGACGCAGACCAUGCUGAGCAAGAGGCUAGCCCACUGCGAGGAGCUGCGGGCACAGGUGAUGGAGGUGAAGGCUCUCCCGGGAAUGGGCACCACCAUAGACGUGAUAUUGAUCAAUGGCCGUUUGAAGGAAGGAGAUACAAUUAUUGUUCCCGGAGUGGAAGGGCCCAUCGUAACUCAGAUCCGAGGCCUCCUGUUGCCUCCACCUAUGAAGGAGUUACGGGUGAAGAACCAGUAUGAGAAGCACAAAGAGGUGGAGGCAGCUCAGGGCGUGAAGAUUCUCGGCAAAGACCUGGAGAAGACGCUGGCCGGCUUACCCCUGCUGGUGGCGCACAAGGAGGAUGAGAUUCCGGUCCUUAAAGAUGAAUUGAUCCAUGAGUUAAAGCAGACACUAAAUGCUAUCAAAUUAGAAGAAAAAGGAGUGUACGUGCAGGCGUCGACCCUGGGCUCUUUGGAAGCUCUGCUGGAAUUCCUGAGGACUUCAGAAGUGCCGUACGCAGGCAUCAACAUCGGCCCCGUCCAUAAAAAAGACGUGAUGAAGGCCUCGGUGAUGUUGGAGCAUGACCCCCAGUAUGCAGUCAUUUUGGCCUUUGAUGUGAGAAUCGAACGGGAUGCACAAGAAAUGGCUGAUAGUUUAGGAGUUAGAAUUUUUAGUGCAGAAAUUAUUUAUCAUUUAUUUGAUGCCUUUACAAAAUAUAGACAAGACUACAAGAAGCAGAAACAAGAGGAAUUUAAGCACAUAGCAGUAUUUCCUUGUAAGAUGAAAAUCCUCCCCCAGUAUAUUUUCAAUUCCCGAGACCCAAUCGUGAUGGGCGUGACUGUGGAAGCAGGUCAGGUGAAACAAGGGACCCCCAUGUGUGUCCCUAGCAAAAACUUUGUGGACAUUGGAAUAGUAACAAGUAUUGAAAUAAACCACAAGCAAGUGGAUGUUGCAAAAAAAGGACAAGAAGUCUGUGUGAAAAUAGAACCUAUCCCUGGUGAAUCCCCCAAAAUGUACGGGAGACAUUUUGAAGCCACAGACAUUCUCGUCAGUAAGAUCAGCCGGCAGUCCAUCGAUGCUCUGAAAGACUGGUUCAGAGAUGAGAUGCAGAAGAGUGACUGGCAGCUUAUUGUGGAGCUGAAGAAAGUAUUUGAAAUCAUCUAA